Messenger RNA from Doryrhamphus excisus (bluestripe pipefish), 7915 nucleotides. NCBI's taxonomy places the organism in Eukaryota, Metazoa, Chordata, Actinopteri, Syngnathiformes, Syngnathidae. The record is from RefSeq and is a predicted model, not a curated record.
AUGACAAUACACUGAGUUCCAUGUUUAUUUUGAUGCAUUUAUUGAUGGUUCGCACUGCACAUCACCAAUACUGUUCUGAAAUGACCACUACAAUAAAUCUCUUAUUGGUUUUCAACUGUUUUAGGUGGAACAAACAACACAUUUCUUCAAAAUAUGAAUGGCCAUACGCUUUUGGCAUGCUAUUUAAACAUACAGUGUAUUCUAGUUCAUAAUAUUCAUUCAUUUUCUACCGCUUAUCCUCACGAGGGUGGCGGGGGUGCUGGAGCCUAUGCCAGCUGUUUUCGGGCAAGAGGCGGGAUACACCCUGGACUGGUCGCCAGCCAAUCACAGGGCACAUAUAGACAAACAACCAUUCACACUCACAUUAUGGACAAUUUGGACCAUAACUAGGGUUCAUAAUUGAGAUGUGAGGUCUGCGCGCUAACCACUCGACCGCCGUGCAGCCAAGUUCACAAUAUAUUCAAUGAAUUAUGAAUGAAGUACUAAUGUAUCGCAGCUGUCUUUAGUAAUAUGCAGUACCAAAAUUAAACGUAAUUAGAAUUCUGUUGAAAUGGGUCAAGCAGCGUGGCCGUGUUUGUGUUCUGCGGGGUUUGUUGUCGGGUUUAGAAUGUCUGAUCUGCGGGGACAUCAAGCUUUCUAUUAUUAGCUUCAAGUAAUCUCAUACAUGCAGAUCGACCUCUGCCCCUUCCUGUUACUACUUAUCUAUUAGCGUUAUCACAUUACUGCAAUUAACACAGUUAAUAUGACCACUGCAUUUUUGUUACAGCAAAUACAUAACAUUAUGAGGACAUUAGAUUAUUGUUAUAGCCAGUCAAAUCCCAGGUGUUGAUCCAAAACAACAACAGUAUACACACACACACACGUACGCACACCCACCAAUGCACUGGAUUAACGGUCAUUGUUAAACUGUGUGUGUGUGUGUGUGUGUGUCCAUUAAAUCCUUUAACUCAGUUCUAAAGUAGCUUAGCAGGUUGCGCUCCUUGGUCCAAGCUGCAGUGUUGCACUGGGCGUGGACUACCGCACACUUGCCGUCCGUCAAGUGUGAGCUUGAAACGUGCGAGAAUGGCGGGUGGAGUUCUUUUAAAUUGGACUUAAAUUAGUCCCCUGUGCCGUAUUUGGAUUUAAAUUGCUACGUUGACCCCCCCUGGUGUGGUCGGUCUGGGGGGCGGUUCUUACCUGCCGUGGAUGCCGUCGUCUUUGCUGGUAACCUGAGUUCUACAAAACGGCCGGACGCCUGGUAGCAGGUAGGGGGCAGAGGGCAGCCUUCAUCAGGCGCCCAGGAACCCCCCCUGUCAAAAAAAGCAGCAUGAUCUUUCAGGUCCAGAAGAAAUAUUAUGGCUUGAACACCAAAUUAGAUGACAGAGCGGACGGCAAAUGGGGAGAUAUUGAGCAAUGGAUGGAGGACAGUGAGAGAUACUCACGCCCCUCACAGAUGCACACGCUUUCAGAUGAUGAUGAACGCUUGUCAGUGGGAAGCCGAGGCAGUGUCAGGUCGGAUCUUGAUUCAGUUUAUGGGGCAGGGGGCUCAUCCUUGGUCUCACAUAAGAAGUCCAAGAAAAAGAAGAAACAUAAGCAUAAAGAUAAAGAUAGGAACGGCUAUGAUGAUGAGUACAGUGUUGUGUCCAGCAGGAGUUCAAGACUGAGUGAUGACAGCAGGGUCUCACGUUCAUCCAGGGGAGAUUUGUUGGCAUCUUAUGCUUCCUCUGACCUGUACAGCCUCAAUGGCCUGUCCUCCACUAGGAACACAGGUUCAACUGGUGCGUACCAGAGUGCCUUAUAUGAGGACAGUCACUGCUCCGGGUCACAGCGAGUCACUGGCUCUGGCGCCCAUUCUUUAGAAUACAGUAGCUACCACCGCUCCAACUCCAGAACCUCCAGCAGGGCCAAUUCAGCCCGCACCAGCCCAGUGGACAACUGUGGUUCUGUUGCCAGUUAUUUAAGAAGCUCAGCAAGUAGUGGUGGCCUCCUCAGGGAUCUGGACGAUGUUACUAUUCCUGAUUUUUCUGAUGCAGAUGACAAGGAUUAUCUCGAGAAAGGUUCCAGAUCAGCUUCUGCAUUAACAGCAACGACUCUCACCUCACUCGGCGGGUCUUCCUCACGGAGAGGAAGUGUAGAGACUGCCAUAACUGUGGAUGCCGAGGCUGCAGUGAGAGAAAUUAAGGAAAUUCAUGAACUGAAGGAUCAAAUUCAAGAUGUGGAGUCCAAGUACACACAGAACCUAAAAGAAGCUAAGGAUGCAUUGACAGAAGUGGAAGAGAAGUAUCGUAAGGCCAUGGUAUCCAACGCCCAGCUGGACAAUGAGAAGAACAACCUCAUGUACCAGGUGGAUACGCUUAAGGACUCGCUGAUGGAACUAGAGGAACUCCUGUCUGAGUCCCGGCGGGAGUAUGAAGAGAAGGUCAAGGAAUUUGAGCGAGAGAAGCAUGCCCACAGUGUGCUUCAGUUCCAAUUGAUAACAAUGAAAGAAACACUGAAACAAAGUGAGGAGCUCUUAAAUGAGAUCCGUCAGUUGCGUAUGAAACAGGACGGUUUUGCUAGAGAGAUAUCUGACCUACAGGAGACAGUGGAGUGGAAGGAUAAGAAAAUUGGGGCCUUAGAGCGACAGAAAGAAUACACUGAUGCAAUCCGAAUUGAGCGAGAUGAGCUCAGAGAAGAGGUUGUGAAGCUAAAAGAUAUUCUAAAGAAACAUGGAAUAGUACUGGGACCUGAUAUGAGCAUCAACGGCAGUGCUGGUGAGACAGAAACAGAAGUCGGCACCAGCGGAGACUCUGUUCCUCAACCAGCUCAGGAAUCGUCCACUUUCCCAGCAGAGGGGAACAGCAUGCUCGGAAGCUCAGUGGAGACUCAGUUGAGAAGUAGUGGCAAGGAAGAGGUGGAUCAAGAGCAGCAUCAAGAAGCCCAGACCGGUCAUUUGAGCUCUGAUAGGUUGUCUAAUACUGAUCGUUCAUAUUUAGCGGAAUCCCAUAGCAGAAGAACAGAAGAACAGAAAAUGCCGCUCAAAGACAUCAAUGGUGGCCAAAGGUUGGAAUGUCAGGCUGAAGCUGAUGAACUUCCAAUCACAAAAGUAUUUGAUGAACAAGUUCUCAGCUCUGAGUUCGAAGAAAUCACAAGUACUGAAAAAGUCAACUCAGAUUUAGAACAGAAAGUAGCAACAAGCACAGAUAUUACUGAAGACAACUCCACUAACAUCUUUGAGGAGACAAACGAACACAGAACCAUAGAUGAAAGUCUUUCAUCAAAAACACAAUCAUAUCUACAAGAUCGCAAACAUUCUGAAUCAUGCUCCGACGAAGGACAUGGAAGAGAUUUGCAAUCAUGUCCCCAAAAAGAAGAUGUCAUUAAUUUAGAUACACGUCCUCAAGGAAAUCUCAAACAUUCUGAAUCGUGUACACAAGACAUCAAAGAUUCAGACUCAUCUCCCCAAGAAGACGUCAAAGAUUCAGAAUUGUGUCCUCAAGGAAAUCUCAAAGAUUCAGCAUCAUGUCCUCAGGAUGAUGUCAACGAUUCAGAAUCAUGUCCCCAAGAAGAUGUCAGCGAUUCAGAAUCAUGUCCUCAAGGAAAUCUCAACGAUUCGGAAUCGUGUCCCCAAGAGGAUGUCAACGAUUCCGAAUCGUGUCCCCAAGAGGAUGUCAACGAUUUCGAAUCAUGUCCUCAAGGAAAUCUCAAAGAUUCCGAAUCGUGUCCCCAAGAGGAUGUCAACGAUUCCAAAUCGUGUCCCCAAGAGGAUGUCAACGAUUCCAAAUCGUGUCCCCAAGAGGACGUCAACGAUUCCAAAUCGUGUCCCCAAGAGGACGUCAACGAUUCCAAAUCGUGUCCCCAAGAGGACGUCAACGAUUCCAAAUCGUGUCCCCAAGAGGACGUCAACGAUUCCAAAUCGUGUCCCCAAGAGGACGUCAACGAUUCCAAAUCGUGUCCCCAAGAGGACGUCAACGAUUCCGGAUCGUGUCCCCAAGAGGACGUCAACGAUUCCGGAUCGUGUCCCCAAGAGGACGUCAACGAUUCCGGAUCGUGUCCCCAAGAGGACGUCAACGAUUCCGGAUCGUGUCCCCAAGAGGACGUCAACGAUUCCGGAUCGUGUCCCCAAGAGGACGUCAACGAUUCCGGAUCGUGUCCCCAAGAGGACGUCAACGAUUCAGAAUCAUGUCCCCAAGAAAAAUAUACAAAAGAUUCUGAAUUGUGUCCCCAGGUAGGAAAUCUUAAAGACUCUGCGUCUGAGUCUGUCCUAGGUGUAUCAAAUACUGAACUCCAAUGUGUAACUGAAAGUGCUGAGGCAAACGAUGAUGUUGAAGAAAUACUAACAAAUGCUCCACCUCGGGGUGCUAACGAUCCUGGGAAAAAGAAGAAAAAGAAGAGGAGAGGCAAAAAGAAAGGAAGGUCCACGGAGGAAAGAAGUCAACCAAAGGACCACAAGGAAUCUACUACUACAUGUCAAGAAAGCAUCCAACCAGAUGCAGUUCCAAAGGACAACGGAUCAGGCACCGAAUGUGGUAGUGACGGUCACAUUGUGAAACGCAUUGAAGAAUCAUCCACAGAUCAGGUUAUCAAAGAGACCGAUCAGCAACAUAUUACUGAACAAGUGGAACAUAUUAAAGCCUCAAAUGUCGAACAACCUAAUAAAUCAAAGCAAGUAGAACACAUCGAAACGUCAGAUGUUGAAAACCCCAAAGAAUCAAUGAUGGAUCUAAUUCUGAAUGCAGAUGAUCAGCAUUUGGAAGCAGAUAAAGUAACGUUAGAAGAUGAAAACAUUUCUCUCACUUUGCAACUCAGUCAGACACAAAGUCACCACAGUGCAGAUAAACGUGAUAUGAAACAAACUUUGGAAUCUGUGACAGUAGAGGAACACUUUAUAAAGAGUUCUGACAUUCUUGUUGACGUUGUUAGUACCAACACCUCUAAAAUCCUUGACAUACUUGAUAUUUCAGAUGACACCAUCAAAACUGUUACUCUUGAACCUGAAAGUCAAAAUCACCCGUCUGUGACUAUGAUGCCUCCUACCCAAUGCCCAGAGUCACCAUCUAAGCCGUCUGCUCCCACGGACUCAAACAGUCACAUGCUCAUUGGGUUUUCUGACAAAGGCCUGCUAGAGAAUACUUGUACAAACCAAAAGGAUGAACAGACAGAAUCAGAAAGAUCAUUUUCUUCUCAGAAUCCUCAUGAUGGGUCACACGAAAAAUCCAAACUAUCUGAGAGUGAGAAGAAAAAUGAAUUUCUAGAUUUAGUCAAGCCAGAGAACUCAUUGCAUGACCCUGACAAAGAUGAAAUCUUUCCGGAGACUCAAGCCGAACAUUUUAUGGAAAGGCAACCACAGCUUUAUGACGAUCAAAUUGAUCCUGCUGCAUCAGACAUGAAGGUGCAGACACAAAGUUCUUCUCCAGAAGAAGCAGGAAAUGCUACAAGUCCCCAGAUUGUGCAGCGACUUAGCGAUGAGCAAUUAGGGUCUGCAGACAAUCUUGAGGAGCACAAACAUAGCCAAAGCAACCAAGAACAUCUGCAGGAAUCCACAGCUCCAAACCAGUCAAAGACCAAUAACACAAGUCAGGAGAACGAGGAGCAUUCCGAAGACGACGAGAAAGGGCAGUCCUUUGAUUUUGAUGACAUGGACUCAGACGUAGCUGUAGAAAUACAAACCAUUACAAAUUCCCAGGAAGAGGAAGUCGAGGUAGGUGUUGAUGUCCUCAGUGAUAUGUUGGCGCCGAGUCCAACUAAGCUUCAAGUAGUACAAGAAAAUUCACAAGAAAAGCCAAUGGAUCCUGAAGUGUGUGCAGAUGUAGCUCCGGCAGACAAAGACCUCCAUGUGGAGGCUUUGGGAAUUGCGGAAGACCAGAAGGAAAAAAUGCGGCAAGAGAAGAUUGACGCAACGGAUGAGCAAAUCUUUGUUACAAAAGACACGCCGCCUAGCAAAGCUGGGGAGUUUAGUGUUUUAGAAAACACACGUGAAGACCAGCCCCCCCCUCAAGCAGUGUCUUUAUCAGUAGAAGAAGCGUUAAAUGAUGUUGGACAACCGCAGGGAGAUUUAAGUGCAACCAAAAUGGGACGUAACCGAGUGACCGAAAAGCAACCAAAAAAUAGCAAGAAGGGCAAAAGCAAAGGCAAAGAUGACUGCAAGAUGACUUAGUUUAUAAUUUCAAAUAAAAAGUCUUUGGAUUUAUACAGUGUGAUAUUUUAUUCAUGAAGCAGGACAUUUGACUUGGGAUAUUUUCUUUUUUAAUUAACGUUUAAUUUAAAUAUUUUUGUGUGUUGUAUUUGGAAAGUCAUUUGAACAUUGAGAAAGUACACGUUUCAUUCAGCCAUUUAUGUCAUAGUUAAUAAAUCCAAAAACAAAUUGCUAUAAAGAUGGAUCUCAGUCGUCCAGGUCAUUCAUUCAUUUUCUACCGCUUAUCCUCACGAGGGUCGCGGGGGGUGCUGGAGCCGAUCCCAUCUGUCUUCGGUUGGGCAAGACACCCCGGACUGGUGGCCAGCCAAUCACAGGGCACAUAUAGACAAACAACCAUUCACACUCACAUUCAUACCUAUGGACAAUUUGGAGUCGCCAAUUAACCUAGCAUGUUCUUGGAAUGUGGGAGGAAACCGGAGUACCCGGAGAAAACCCACGCAUGCACGGGGAGAACAUGCAAACUCCACACAGAGAUGGCUGAGGGUGGAAUUGAACCCUAGUCUUCUAGCUGUGAGCUCUGCGUGCUAACCACUCAAUUGCCGUGCAGCCUAAAAUCAAUAUGUAAUGAAAAAAUACAUUCAUUCAUUUAUUAACGCUUAUCCUCACGAGGGUUGCGAGGGUGCUGGAGCCUAUCCCAGCUGUCUUCGGUCGGGCAAGACUCCCUGGACUGGUGGCCAGCCAAUCACAGGGCACAUAUAGGCAAACAACCAUUCACACUCACAUUCAUACCUAUGGACAAUUUGGAGUCGCUAAUUAACCUAGCAUGAAAACCCACGCAUGCUCGGGGAGAACAUGCAAACUCCGCACAGAGAUUGAACUUGGGUCUCCUAGCUGUGAGGUCUGCGUGCUAACCACUCGUCCACCGUGCAACAUGUUGAAUGCAUGAACAUGUUUAACCCAACAGUCUUCUUCAAUUCUAAGCGUUUUGAGACUACAACGGAACAAGAACCCAGCGGGACAGAACAGGGUUUCUACCGACUGUACUUCUGUCCUAUUGAAACUUUUUACUGGCUAUUAGACAGCAGAAAAGGCUUGUGGUGGUGAGAGUCCAGGAUAAAAAGUACAUGAGGACCAAGACUUGGUCUAACAGACAAAUGAGAAGGUCGAAAAGAUUGCCGAUUCUAAAUUGUCCGUAGGUAUGAAUGUGAGUGUCUAUAUGUGCCCUGUGAUUGGCUGGCUGGUCAGCUGGGAUAGGCUUCAGCAUAACCUUGUGGAUGGAUGGAUGGAGACUGUACUGAAUGAUAGCUAAUUCCACUGCUUAGAAUAAACAUUCUUGUCAAUUUAAGUUUCUUAGCAGGAUCUCUUGGGUCUAAAAGACUCAAUGGUUGUAUCUAUUCAUAAUUAAAAGGCAAAUACUUAAUGUGGUGAUUAUGAAAUGUUUUGAUGAAGGUGCCUUCCAACCUGUAGUCCUCCCUUAAGUCUGAUGUUUUGUUAAAUUAAAUUGUCUGUUUGCCCUCCUCUCCUGAGUUUGUGCAUGUUAACUGACCUCCCUCACACUCCGCCACCCCUCCUUGGAUGCACUAUGCAUGCAUCUGACCCAGUCCCCUCACAUCGCCUUUGGCUCCACCCACUCCUGGUAUGAUAUCUUACUACUUGGAUUUUUUUUUUAUUUUGUUGUAUUAUUUGCUUGCAUGAAUUUACAUUUCUAUUAUUUUUUAAUUUUUUUUACCAAGUAUUGUUUUCUCUGAAAUCUGUUUUGUUUUUCCAGAGAUUCGCCUCAGGAAAUUAGUGGACGAGCGAGAAAAAAUGAUAGAGCAGGUA